AUGGAGAACCGUCUGUCGAUGAUGCGGCAGAGCGCUGUGUGUCGUAAAAUAAGUUUUCGCGUAUUUUUGCCCCCGUUAAACAAAGCACACCCGAAGGUCGAUGAGUGGGUGGGUGGGUCUUUUCGCAGAGCACUGACCGAACCGAUUCGUUGUCGUCCGUCUUCUGUUGUCUGUGGCCUUGGCCGCCUUUGUCACUGUCCGACAGCUGACUAUGACAUUCGCCUCCGGCCUCCGCCACGGCAAGCUUCACAACGACUCUCAGCUGAUCGCUUCCCUCCGGCAUUAGGUGUCGACGGCCAGGCGGCAACAGCUCGUUUCCUCAUUACCUCUUUGGUCCUCUUGUUGGGUUGGUUGGUGUAUCGGAUGUACGACAGCCGAUUGUCGUCAUCGUCGUCGUCGUUCAGUCUCUGUUUGCGUGCGCUGCUUGUGUCCCCUCGCGUUCGUUCACUCUCAUUCGUUGCGUAUGCUCAGCCGCGAAUUUCUUUUCAGCGACCUUCUGUCCGUCUGUCUGUCCCCCUACCCGUUGGUCCGUCUGUCGGUUGUCCAUUUUCGGUGUCAUCACGAUCGAUACGUCUGGGACUCGGACAACCAAUGAAGACUUUCCAGGCGUACCUGCCUUCCGGAAGUCGAACGUACAGCUGUGUGCAUUGUCGAGCCCAUUUGGCCGAUCAUGACGAUCUCAUCUCCAAGGUACGUCGUACGCUGGUCGCUCGUUUUCUGUCUCCUGUUUUCUGGUUCGUUCGCCGCACUAACCACACUUUCCCGUUCUAG
This is a messenger RNA of Soboliphyme baturini, 771 nucleotides long. The record is from the annotation of a GenBank genome assembly. Lineage: Eukaryota; Metazoa; Nematoda; Enoplea; Dioctophymatida; Soboliphymatidae.